AUGAUCCCGAUGCCCGUGGUGGUUUGCGUGCUGGGGGGCUGGUGUGCCGUAUACCUGGCCGACACCGCACUGAAGGUGAGAGGGGCGCUUUCCCAGCCUCGGUUGCUAGAGAAGGAAUUUUUAUGGGAACUGUAGAACGAUACUUAACUUGCUUAAGGCUAGAGAAAGGGGAAACUGUAUGGAUGGUGCAAAUAUAGGACUAUAGUGGCAUCCCGAACGACUGCAAUACACCUUCCUUCCCAUAAUCUAAAGUCUAGAUUUUGCACGCACACACUCGAAUGCCUCCGUGCACACGCUCCGUCACUAGGGGGCGUGUAAUGCGGGAGUUGCUGAAAUGAAAGGCGAUGUACGGAUAUAGGAGUGAUUCUUCCCAUUUCUCCCGCGACAGAGCCCUUAACUGCUGCAAGAAGGCCAGGCAGAAAUUCAGCCGGUGCAGCUGUCCAAUGCCUUUCCUGUUCAAUGCUUGCCUGUCGUGCAGCUUAUAGAGGCACAAGAGAAAUAAGACUGAUUGUUUAAGUCUUGGGAUAUGCUCCUUUUCCUACAGAUGAAGUCCCGGUCCACCAUGCUUUUGCAUUUUUACCCACCAUGCCUCUCUUCACACGGAGUCGGGCAUCUGUAUCCAGGCUCCCUGUUUAUGCCAUAGCUGUCAACUUUCCCCUUUUCUUGCGAGGAAUCCUACUCGGAAAAAGGGAAUUUCCCUUAAAAAAAGGGAAACGUUGACAGCUAUGGUUUACGCCCAUUGUGCACAGGAAGCAGAGCUGCACAGGGGCCUAUCCAUAGUUUAUAUACACUGGAUUUUGUUUUGUUUGUAGUGUACAGACCACACAGAUUCCUAUGCAUGUUGAGGAUUUAGGUGUGUAGGUAGAGGGAGACAGAUGUUGUACUCCAUGUCUGCAUAGGAUGGUAUACACACACAGCAUGAGAGCCAGUGUGGUAUAAUGGUUAGCGUGCCAUGACCUGGGAGACCAGAGUUCAAAUCCCUACCCAACCAUGAAGCUUACUGGGUGACCUUAGCCAGUCACUAAGCUCUCAGCCUAAUUUACUGCGCAGGGUUGUUGUGAAGAUGAACUCCUUGAAAGACAAUGUGAUACAUAUAUGUAAUAGAUAAAUAAAAUAAGUGAUACUAGUAGCACUUUCUAGUAAAUGAUUCUGUGAUUUGCUGUUCACUCUUGGACUCUAGCAGUUAUUGAUUUUUCUAUCUUUUAAGAAGUGUGUCUUGUCUUUUUGAAAAGUUAUGUUUUUAACUUUAAUUUUGGAAGUGAGUUUCAUAGAUGAGGUGUGUGACACUAUAUUUAUAUUUGUGUGUGACUCCCCACACCGCCACAUUGGCUUAGGUUCAACGUAUGUUAGACUAAAGCUAAUGAUGUGUAAAAUUGUACAGCUGCGGCUGUCCAUAAGCUCUAAGGGUAUACAGCUGUAACUGCUGUUUGUUUUUACCUGACCUAAAGAACAGCCCAUCCUUGGAGUGGGAGAGUACAAACAGAGCUAGCAAAUGCAACAUGGACAGCGGGGGGACAAAUCAGCACAAAAUAAAAUGCGAAGGGUGCAAUAGAGAUGCCUGAAAUACUCCUGUGAAAUACCUUCUAUGUCUCACUGUUUUUUUCCUUCUGUUACAGUCAUCUUCCUCCCUGAAGACAUCUUACGAAGACUGGCUCACAUACUAUGGUCUAAGUAUCUCUCCGUUUCACAUGCGAUGGCAGACGGCGCUCUUCAACCGCCUGUUUUACAAUUGGGGAAGAUGGAAGCCCAGACUUCUUUAUCUAUGGUAUUGUUUUAGAACUAUAAUUCAGGCUUUAGUGAGACAAUUACUGGAAAUUCUUUUGUAUCCUGCUAGUAAAAACAGUUACCAUUCUGAGACUGAUUGCUUACACAAUAUUUUAUAGCUAAAUAGAAUAGCCUUUUGUUUUAGACUUGAAUAGCCUUUUUAUGUGUGUAUGUGACUUGUUUCACAUGCAAUAGAUGCAUGCUGCUGGUAUUGAAGACUUAGGAGUGAUAAGGCAGUUGCCCUGUAAAAUGGGAUGGUACACCUCAGGCCCCGGGGGCAAAAUGCACUCCUGCAAGUCCCUCUAUCUGGUCUUUGGGACACACACCUUUCUGAGCUCUGUUUUACAUCACAAGCUCUGCUUUACAUCUUCCUGGAGUGUUUUUGCUUGGCUGGAAUGUGUUCUGGUACUCUGAUAAUGCUUCUUGCUUGUCUAGAUGGAGGCUAGAGAGUGUGAAGAAACUAGAUUAGUGUAGAAAGGUAAAACUUCACAUGUGUUGUUCUGACCACUCUAACCCUGCACCCCAAAAGCUUGCCCAGAAGGGAAAUGCGACCUCUGGGCUAAGAAGAUUCCACACCCCUGUGGCUAAAUAAUGAAUGUACUGGUUCGGUUUGCCAAACUGGUCUUGGCAUCUGAUGUUGAGGAUGGCAGCAGGGCUUCAGUUCCCACUAGUGUGCUCUCAUUGGUCUUUGGGCAGUUCCAACAAAGCAUCCUCACAGUUUAGGAGUCCACUACUGAGAUUAUAUUAUGACAGCAUUUCUGCCUUCAUUUCAGGUUUAGUGCGGGAAUGUUUUUUGGCAUAGCUGCUAUGUUUGGUUCUGUUAUUCUCCUCGGGAAGACACUGAUGCAGACACUCUCUCAGAUGCUAAGUGAAGCGCCUGCCGGCCAGAAUGAUCAGAUGCUGCAAGUUGUGGUGAGUUUUAUUGCUCUACUUACAAUUUAAGCAUUGGACUGUAAUCUUAAACCAAUACCUCCAAAGAAGGCAUCUCCUUUUCAAUAGAGGGUUUCUCCAAACCUAGCAUUUUAAAAUACAUAUAUAAUUUUACUUAAAACUGUUUCUAGAUCACCUUGCCAAGGUGGCUUAUAAUAGCUGAAAAUACAAUGUGAAUCAAACACAGAAUUAAGAAUAGUAGUCCAGAGUGGGGAGCACUUUAUUCAACAAGGGCAAUCCUUUUUUAAAAAAAUAAUUAAAGGUACUAGCAAUGAUGCAAAGCUGAGCACUUCUGGAGAGGACCGUACCACAAUUUUGGAGUAGCUGAUGUAAAGGCCCUACCUUUAUGUGUCCAAAUGCAUCCCUUUCAGAUAAUUUAUGUACAUUCUUAUUUAUGUACAUGCCACCUUAUACGUACCUAUAUGAGCAUAAGUGCCAUUCAACCCAGUGGGGCUUACCUCUGGGUAGACAUGUAUAGAACUGUAAGGUUGCUUGUGGAGUUACCAAGACAUGGGAAUUAAGGAUAUACUCCAUAUGCUGUCUUAUUUGCCAUCACAACAAGUAUGCAACACAACAAUGAAUGCUGAAUGAUAAAAUAGGAGCUACAUUUUUUACGACUAUGCCUUCUACCAGGACAUGUUUCACAGACGAGCACCAUCCUUUUGGCAAGCCUCAAACAACCACUGUGAGGUUUGCUGGUAGGCCAAAGCAGUAGAUUUUGUUGGGCCCAGUCUUCUCUGCAGGCCUGAAACUCAGAAUGGCACAAUUAUGUUUUAGGGUAAGGAACUAACUGGAGAAUGCUUGGAUGUUUAUUAUUAUAGGCUUCCUGUAGUUUCCACAUAGACAGAGCCAGUUAUGUAGCACGAGAACCAGUGUGGUAUAAUGGAUAAAGUUAAGGAAUUGGGACAGGGAGCCCUGGGCUGGAGUUAGUGACAUUGAGUCCUAUCCCCACCAUAUAUCCAUAUAACCUACCUCACAGGAUUUUUGUGAGGGUAAAAGUGGGGUAACUUGCACAUAAGCUUCCCUGAGCUCCUUGAAGAGAAAGGUGGGACAUAAGGGCCUGUCUUUGCCUUGCUUGCUAUCCUGUAUCUUCUUGUGUCUUGUGAAAACAGGUGCCUGGUGUAAAUCUUCCCAUCAGCCAGCUGUCCUAUUUCUUCACAGCUAUCCUUAUCAGCGGCAUCAUACAUGAAGUUGGCCACGGGGUGGCAGCUAUCCGGUAAUGCAAUCCACUUUUUUCUUAACUUUGUGAUGAGAAAAGUUUCUGGAGGAUUUAAUUACGUGUGAAUAUGAUACCAUGUGAGCUUAUAGUGAGCAUAUGCUUAACCUCCCCUCAUCCAAAAUGAGAUUCAGCAAGGGGAUGAGGUGACGGAGAACUGCAGUCUUUGAAAUUAGUUUCAGAGGUGGAUAUCCACAAGCUUCCUUUUUCCAAACAUCCUUGGGACACUUGUGUAAAGCCUUCAGUAAAGUUAACCCCAGUUGCUCCUAGUAGGCCCUGAAGCUUUAUGAGGUAAAUUGGAAAGAAGACCAGUCAUUGUGUGGACAGCUGCAGGGAAAGAUGGCAGCCCAAACUCUGCAGAGCCAGCUUCUGGCUGUUCUCUUUUUCAGCUUUCAGCACCUGCUGUGAGCCUGAUAGGACAGGGAUUGCUUCUGCUAUUAAUAAAAGGGGAUCUGGCCCAGAGUAAUGAAUCAUCUCCUUCCUUCAUUAAUCUCCUUCAAUCACACCUCUUAACUCUCAGGUUCUUAGGAGUCUCCUUAUUCUUUCUGCCACCCCUUUUACCUAAUUGAACCAUUUAAAGUUGUUGUUCCACCUUUCUCUCUUAAAAUCCACCCUCUGUCCAGAGAGCUGGUGCAGAGACUGAGCUGUGAAGUCUCUUUUUCAACACUUGUCUCUGCCUUGAGAUUACUAGGCAAGCUGCACUUUCUCAUGUACAACAUUAUAAUACUAACGUACCUUACAGGGCUGUUGUAAGGACUGGAAGUUGCCUAUAAAUUUAUUUGGUGUGUUUCUAUCCCACCUUUCCUUCAGGGAACUCAAGGUGGCAUACAUUUUUUCCUCACAAUAACCCUGUGAGUUAGGCUAGGCUGAAUGACUGUGACUGGCCCAAGGUUAUCCAGUGAGCUUGAUGGCAGAGUUAGGAUUUGAACCCUGCUCUCCCAAGUUCUAGUCCAACACUCAGACCACAGCACUACACAGGCUACUGGACCUGGCUCAAGCUGUUAAUAUUAGCUUACAAGGCCCUAUAGCAUUCAGGGCCAGGUUACCUGAGAGAACACUUUCUCCCAUAGAGACUUGUAGGGUCACUGCAAUCAAGAUGUGCCACAUCUUGCAGGUGUCCAGAUGGCAACAACCAGGAAGAGAGCCUAUUUAGUGGUGGCACCCAUACUCUGGAAUCACCUCCAGCUCUCCCAGAAUGCAUCAACUAUUACAAUUUUGAUGUAUGCUGACAACCUUUUUGUUUUCCUGGGCUUUUUGCUUACCUUUAUGGUUUUUAUGUUUAUCUGGCUACUGAUUGUUUUCUAAUUUUAAUCAUAAUUGCAUAUUUGUUUGUAUUUUUUAUGACUGUACACCGCCUGAAAAACCUUGACUGACAGGCAGUAUACAAAUAUUUUUUAACAAAUAAUUGAUUCAGUGUUGCAAAUUUGUUUUAUUCCCGUUUCUUUUAGAGAGCAGGUUCGAUUCAACGGAUUUGGAAUCUUUAUAUUUAUUGUUUAUCCAGGGGCGUUUGUUGAUCUGUUCACCACCCACUUGCAACUCAUUUCCCCAAUCCAGCAGCUGAGAAUAUUUUGUGCAGGUAAAAUAACUUUCCCUUUUGUUAACGUAUAACAUAAAUUGUGCUGUGUGUUCCUUAGAACAUUUCGGUGUUGCAGAUGGAAUCUGGAAGUGCCUGGUAGAGCACUGGAGGAUGAGUUGUUUAGUUAUCCCAUAAGCCUAUAGCCUUGGAGCUGUUCAAAGCCUUUUGGAGCUGAGGUGUGCAAAGAUAAUACUUACCUGAUCAUGAAGGAGGUUUUCCCAGGGUGAGGCUCAUCCAUUGCACUGCAGGUGUGCUGCCCCCUGUGAUUUCCCCAAAUGCGGGCAACUCAACUGCAUUAAAAAAAGAAAAAGAAAAAAAGAUGUGAAAAAUAUCUUGAGCAGAGAUGUAGAGGUUUGUGUUGCCAAGCAAUGAGUCUGGCCUAAUCUAACAGCAGAUGUACAUGUACAUAAGCAUUCCCUAACUAGGUGCCCUGCAAAUUCUCUAGCAUGAUGGAAGCUGUAGCCCUAAAUAUCUGAUGUAGAUAGUAUUUUCUGUGAAUAUGCAAGCUGCAACAAAUUGGCAAUGUGUCUAUAUAUAGCUUCCCUGCCCUCACUUCCACAGUGAAUCAGGGGAUCCUACGUAGCAGUAACUUGCUGUGCUGAUCAGGUUCCUUCCAUCUUCUCCCAGGUGGGCCGAAAAUAAAUCUAGUUUUUUCUUUCUUCUCUCCCACUGAUUAUCUGUUUGGUGGGCAGAGGCCGGAACUAAAUCUAGAUCUCAGGGCUCAUAAAUCUCUAGACUGGGCUGUGUACUCACACUCCUUCAAGCUUAAUACAUCAGGGUCUGUAAUCGAAGGUACUGGAGUUGUCAACAACACAUGCAUCUUAGCACUACAAGAACAAUCAUGCCAGCAAUGGGUUGUUGUUUAAGAAAAGCAGGCAGAUGUAUAGUGGAAUACAAUCUGUCUUGCUAAUUGAAAUAGACUGUUAAGAGCAAAAAUUGUGUGUUGGGAUGGCUUCAAAUGGAAAAUAAGAUGGCUCAAUCACCCAUUUAAUUUGAGCGUUCAUGGAUAUUUUGCUUACGAGCAAGAGGAUUAGCGUUCUGGCUAAAUUUAUGUGCCAAUUUAGUUUUAAGCCAGAUGUGAUUUAAAACACUCUAAGGAGAAGAAUAUUAUUAUUAAAGCCAGCUAGUAAUGGAAAUGUAGACAAACCCUUAGCUACACGAUUAUAAACAGGCUGGUUUGUUAUACUUUCUUCAUGGCAACUCAAAGCCUCAAGGAAAUCCGAAGAAAUGAAAACUGGGACUGAAGUGCAAGGAUGAUGUAAAAACACAUUCAUAGCAAGCAUCUGUCAUCAGGUUUAAUUACUUUUGGCUUCUGCAAUAACUUGUUGGUUGAAAUGUGAAAUAAGAAUUACACCUCCGGUCUGGCAAAAUGUUCUACGAGAAAGAAAGACAUGCCAAAGUGGUAUGUGGGUUUGGCUGCGGUGACAGUUCACAAUUCACGUCUAGGGUGUGGGGUGAUGAUGUGGGGACUUGCCCCUUCAUAAAGGCUUUUUUCUUUUCUUUUGCAGAGCUAUAUUUGCAAAAAGAAAUUACUGAGCAAUCUCUCCACCCCACCCCGCAUAGAGCCAGGAUGGCUAACCCCUGGCUUUUCAGAUCAUCUGCAGGAGCGUCAUUAGUCAUGUCCUGAGCUGUCAAGGCUCAUUGGACAAUAACAUUAAACUGAAACUUUAGUGUUAAUGGCCCAGUCCUGUGGAAUACUCUGCCAAUAGAGAUUCGGCAGGUGCCUUCUGUGCCAACUUCCCCGAUGAAACUUUUCUUUUCUCUCAGGAGAUUAAGAAUGUAUCUUUCCAUAGUAGCUAAUUUCUGAUUUUAACUUUUUAAUUUGGUUUUUAUUGCAUACCUUUGUGCAUAAUUGUUGUAAACCUCUCUGGGUUGUUUUUUAAAAAAAUGAAUGGUGGUAAAUGUUUUGGGCCACAACUCCCGCCAUCCCUUAAAAUUGGCUGUGCUGGCUUGAGCUGAUGGGAGUUGGAGCCCAGCAACACCUGCCGACCACAAGUUAGUCACCUCUGAUGUAGAGCCUUACUGCUUCUAUAUAACUUCUGCUACGGCAAUUUUGGCACAGUUACUUGAAAGCAAGCCCAGUUGAAACUGGUGAUACAGCGGUACCUUGGGUUACAUACGCUUCAGGUUACAGACUCCACUAACCCAGAAAUAGUGCUUCAGGUUAAGAACUUUGCUUCAGGAUGAGAACAGAAAUUGUGCUCCGGCGGUGCAGCAGCAGCAGGAGGCCCCAUUAGCUAAAGUGGUGCUUCAGGUUAAGAACAGUUUCAGGUUAAGUACGGACCUCCGGAACGAAUUAAGUACUUAACCCGAGGUACCACUGUAGUGAUAAAGCACUUAGCAAUUACUUAUAUCUGUUUUCAUUUUUUUGCAGUAAUAUGUAUAUAUUAAUUCUCACUUACAUGGACAAUCUUGUAAAGUAGGAUAGUGUUGCCCUCUUCAAUUACAGAUGGGGACUCAGGCUAAAAAUUUGUGACUUGGGUGAGGCGAGAGUUGAACCAAUAGCCUUCUGGCUCACACUCUUGGCUGCUACACGAAUCCAGCUCUUAAACAGACUCUUAUGUCCAAAUAAUAGUGUGCAGGGUGGUCUAGCAACAUGUGACCCUUCCGUAUUUGUGCUCUUGUGUGGCUGGAUCAGUUGAGUCUGAAGGAACUAGCUAUGGCACCCAAAAGCUAUGAAAGCGUACUCUUUAUUGCGAGUCCUUGCUAUCCUUAUGAACAGUGUUCUGCUGACAUACUGUGAAUCAUGUGAUCGCUUUUCAAAGGUUGACUUAGGUCUGUUCAGUAUUCAUUCAGACUUCAAUCUUGCCUUUGAGAUCCCUUUCACAGACCCCACCUAUCGUCAUUGCAGCAAUGGCCCCUUUGUGUUUGAGGCUGGAUUGGUUCCCAUUCAUUAUUUAGUCUUGUGCGCUGCUGCUUUGUCCAUUGUUUAUUAAGAGUGAUGCGGCGUUUGCCUUGGAAGUUCUGCCAGGUACAGCCUUAGUCAGGGCUGGCACAUUACAGCGCAGUCUUAACCACAUCUACCCAGACUUUAUCCCUAUUGCAUUCAAUGGAGAUUACCCCCAUGUAAGUGGGGUUUGGAUUGCGUUGCCUUUGUCUUUGAGAUCUUAAUUUUAAAACCUUCCGUCUUGACGUAUAACUAGGAUGGUUUAUUCUUCUCCACUUAACAGUUUGUCACUGUCGUAAAUUUAGAAGCCAGUUCUAAUAAAUUAAGAUUCUGUUUCAUCUGCUGUUCGUUGCAUCGGUAGCCAGUGUGGGUUUUCUUUCUUAACACAUACGCUCCUUCUGUUUUUAUAGGAGUCUGGCAUAAUUUUGUUCUUGGAGUUGCAAGUCUUGUGGUCCUCUUCUUCCUGCCAGCUAUUCUUUUCCCAUUUUAUUACACUGGUGCUGGGGCACUCGUCACUGAACUCACAGAGGUAAGAGCCAUGAAUAACUCAGGAUUUAGAAAGAGUCCUCCAUAACUCUGGGCAACAAUUUUUUACUUUUUGAAUGUUGUCUAGAUUUCUACAACUGAUUUAGGGUAUUUUUGCACUGCUGAAUCAGAAAAUGGCAUCCGUUUCUCUCCAUCAGGUCAGAUUUACUGUAAACUGAAUGGUGGGCAUUGAUAAAGGUACGUACACAUAAACUGCAUGUUGCUUCACCAUUUUUCAAACUUCAGGGCUUGAACUUCUGUUUCUUGGAACUCCUGGAAUGCUCAGCGGCAGGGAGGUCUCUCUUCAGAGUCCAACAGUAGUCAGCCAUCAUGACUGCGUCCCAGCGACCCUGAUACCUGGUCUCCAUCUCUUUCAUGUCCUGAUGUCAUCUCUUUCAUUUCAUGUCAUCUCUUUCAUGUCCCCCUGCUUGUCACUCAUUGAACCCAGGUUCUCAGGAAACCGGUCCAUAUGUGAAAAUAGGUAGUGCAUCUUGACACUCAUGUUGCAGCCCAGGUUUCUGAAAGCAGUCAGCAUGUUGUUGACAAGUUCUGCGUAGUUUCUGGCCUUAUUGUUGCCAAGAAAGUUCUUCACUACCAGAACAAAUGCCUUUCACGCUUCCAGUUCCACUUCGUUCAUUGAAUUUCCGAACUCUGGAUCUCUGAUGAGCUGACGGAUCUGAGGACCGUCAAAGAUGCCAACUUUCAACUUCUCCAUGGUCAAUCCUGGAAAAGCCUGGCACAAGUAAGUGAAGCAGUCACCAUCCUUGUCCAGAGCCUUGGUGAACUGCUUGAUUAAGCCGAGCUUGACGUGCAGCGGUGGGAAGAGUAUUCUGUCUCUGUCCACCAGAGGGUCGUUGAUGACAUUCCUUUCUUUGCAAGGCACCAAUUCUUCCCGCACAGGCCAGUCCUUCUUCGUGUAAUGCUGAGCACGGUCCCUACUAUCCCACAUGCACAGAAAACAUGGGUACUUGGUGAAGCCAGACUGUUGUCCCAACAAAAAGUUCACCAUCUUCAGGUCAACACAAAUAAACCACUUAUGCUGAUCAUAACCAAUUUUCUCCAGCACAUACUUCACCGCUCCAUAGUUCUCCUUCAGUGUACUCGAGUGAGCCAGGGGUAUAGAGGCAAACUGGUUGCCGUUGUGUAGCAGAACACAUUUCAGUGAUCAUUUGCUGCUGUCAAUGAACAGUCUCCAAUCUUUGGGUUCGUACUGUGGCACUCCAAGCUUGAGCAGAAGCUGCGCAAUAUCUGCACAGUACACCAAGUCCUUCUCUUCCGAGAAAAAACGGAGGUACUCUUGAUGCCUGUUGCGGAAGAAGCUGAUGCGAGCACUGUCAGAGAGGAGGUUUUUUUUCCUUCAAUCUGGAUGCCAACAGUUCGGCAGAGUCCUUUGACAAGCUGAGGUCGCGAACUAGAUCAUUCAACUCCUUUUGGGAAAAUGGAUGUGGAGCAUCAUCUUCAAGAACCACUUCUUCUUCUUCAUGUCCUUCAACACUGGAGGCAUCUUCGUCACCAAUGUCAGGAAGUUCUCCGAAGAUAGGCACUGGAAUUUCAUCACAAUGAGCUACAGGACGACGUGCUGAUUGAAGACCAGGAUUAAUUUAGUUUUGAUCCCCCAACUUUAUGCUUUGCCGCACCAAUUUAUGGAAGAUUUUGAGGUUUUUUGACUUCAUACUGAUCCCUUUUCGACAUAAUCACCCAGAACUAUCGGACCUGAAUACUUCUUGUCAUUAAAAUAAUCAUUUCCAAUCAAAACAAUUAUUUGACAUGGCAUUUUACCCCCACCAACUUCUUCUAAAAUGCUCCACACAAGCAUACAUGUGAACAAAAGCGUAAAAAAACGACAUGUGGCCAUAACUCAAAAACUUGACCUGAUUGAGCAAAACCAAUGUGAUUUUUGGAUUCAGCACAUCAGAUUCGUCCUAAAUCAACUGAAAAAAUGCAGACAACAAAUUUGUUGUUGACCAGUGUAAUCUAUUAAGUCAAGCCCUGCAGUUCUUUCACUCCUCCCCAAACGUGUUUGUGCUAGGAAACUUGAUUUUUUGGUGCUGCUGCUUCAUGGAGCCCUGGGGCUGGGUGAAAUUGCUCAUCCCUGUUCCAUAAUAUGGUACUAAUUGCUAAAUUUUCCAUGUUAAUUGACCCAUUCAAAGUACUCCUUGUCCUAGAGCCAGAAAGGAUAUGCUGUUGCCACUGGAGCUUCCUUAGAAAAUUUGUAGCACCACUAAUGAUAAGUCCUGAUGCAAAGACUGUGGACUAGUAGUAGAAAGCGUAGUGAGACUGCCUCUGGCCAAAUUGACCUUGCAUACUGGGAUGGGCAGGGGCCCAUUGAUGGCGCAGGGUGGUGCAUUCAUGUAAUGAAACAAUAAAGAUUGGGAGAUAAUCAUAGAAUCGUGGCGUUGGAAAGGAUCAUAAGGGUCAUCUAGUCCAAUGCCCUGCAAUGCGGGAAUCUUUUGCCCAACGUGGGGCUUGAACCCACGACCUUGAGAUUAAGAGUCUCAUGCUCUACCAGUUGAGCUAUAAUAAAUCAGAAGUAAUCAUACUUGAAGCAAAGGGCCUGAAAAAGAAGCUCCCAGACAGACAUAGAUACAUAUACAUUCCAGUGCAGUCACCGUCACAAGGAAAUUUGUCCUUGGCCUAAUUUUAAAAAGUUUAUUGUUGAUACAGCACUUUAGAAAGUUACUGUGCUUCUUCUGGAAGGCAGGACAUUGUUAAGGUGGGUUUCUUUGGGGCCUUUUGGAGACAGAUGGCAACAAAAUGAACCCUGGAAUGGACAUUUUCACAUUAAGGCACUUGGCUAACUGUGAUGCCUCAAUUGCACUGUCUCAACUUUUGCCAAAACUUUUAAUUUUUCAUCAUAUCUUGUAUGAUAGCAAUUCAUGAAAUCCAAAGUGUGUAUUGACUGUGGUCUGCGCACAGCCAUAGUCCAGUUUUAGAACUAUGUUUUUAGGAAAUAUUCUUUGUUCCCCUUCCCAUUAGAGAUGUUACUCCUUCUGUAUUUUGGAAGAAUGGCAAGACACAGAGAGAUCCAGGCACUAUUUGGGACAAGGGUGCAUACAGGUUUUACAGCUUAAUGUUUUAUUGCACUUAGGAUUCUCCUGCUAAUGGGCCCAGAGGGCUUUUUGUUGGUGACCUUAUCACCAGUCUGCAAGACUGCUCAGUUCAUAGUGUGGAGGACUGGAAUUCCUGCCUGGGAAAGAUCUCUCUGAAGCCACAAACAGGCUAUUGCAUAAAGACAUCAGUGCUACAACAGCUAAGCUACCCAUCUAGAGGUAUAGUCGUUUCUAUGUUGUUGGUUGUUGUUAUUAUUAGUCAUUUUAAGGAUGGCAAAAACAAGGCCUUUGGCCAUUUCCCCCCUGUUAUAUCUGACAUUUUAGUUCUGAUGGCUGUCUUAGAAUUUGUAUUAGGGUUUUGGGGUUUAUGGUAAUAUUUUAAUUUUGUGAUCAGGGUUGGAAUGGGGAUUGUUAUAUAUUUUAAUACUAUUGUGAUAUUGAAUAUGUUAGCCACCAGGUUCUAUUGAAAAUUGGUUUUGGAAAUAUUUAAGUAUCUAAACAAAUGCCUGUGCAUAUAUCUUGCCUGUCUAGUACAUUCUUUCUGUGGCUGCCUGCUUAAGAUGGAUCAAAGCCAGAUAACAAAUAGAUGAGUAACCCAGUCAUGUGGUUUUAGUUUCUGCAGCGCAAACCGUAGUCUACACCCUGACAACUGGAAGAGCAGCCUAACCUUGGCAAAUGGGGCAGAUGCACCUCCCUUUGUCCUGUUCAACAUUGGGACAUUACUACUGUAGAAUAAUGAUCUGGGCUUGUAGAGCUGUAUCUAAAUUCAUAGGCUUCCUAAGUAGCUGAUAGGAUACUUCAUAAAGGGCUAUUUCUGGGCUCUUUACACCCCUCAUCUGUGCCAUCAUAUUCUCAAAACAGCAGUGAGGUUGAAGUCCAUCUAAGUGGGUGAGCACAAUUUGUGGUGACACAAAUUGUGCCCUUUAAGCUGUCUUAGCAGGAGCAUCUUAUAACUUUGGGCUAUGAGGCUAUGUAUCCUUCUUACACUGCACAAAAUAACAUUUCACUACUCAUUAGGUAUCCAAGAUCUCCAUCUCUUCUUUUUCUUUUCUGAUGUAACAUCGUGCCAGUUAGAAAAAAGACAAGAGGGUGUUCCCCAUCUCCACCCAUCUCUUGUCCUGUAUCCACAAGUUGGCUCCUUGAGUUCCUAGGAUUUAUAUUUUUUUAUGUCUGUGGUGAAAAAUGUAUAAACUUUAAUGACAGUUUUUCAUUAUGCUACUGUUAUAAAUAGCUUUGAGAUUCUCCUCAGGCCAAAAAAGAUCAGCAUAAAACAUGAAUCUAAAUAAAUAGAGCCUUUGGGGUUUAAAUAUUUUGUAGCUGUGCAUGUAAAAAUACUCAGCAGGCAGUUCUGUUACCAACAUUAUAUGUCUAUUUAAUUUGCAAUGAUAAAUGUAAUUCGAUUUAGGUAUGGCUAUACCUGCAACUUUCUUGCAAACAUAGGUUGCUUUUCAGCCAACUUGUCUGUCCAUGUGUGUUUGCUAAUAACCCUUAGUAACUGUAAUUUUGUAAGGGUUCUGGUUAUAACCAUUUACAGAUCCUUUGCCCUUGCUCAGAAUAACAGAUCCAAAGGCUCUUGUAUGCAUCAGUACUAAUUCAGCUGAAUGCUUUAGACUACAGACAGAGCUUCAAAGACAAGGGCUCAAGUGGGUUUAUUCAGCACGAACCCCCAAACAUGGUUUGAGUACCCUUGACAGUAUCUAGAUCAGGCAUAGGAAAACUCCGACCCUCCAGAUGUUUGGGACUACAAUUUCCAUCAUCCCUAGCUAACAGGACCAAUGGUCGGGGAUGAUGGGAAUUGUAGUUCCAAACAUCUGGCGGGCCGGAGUUUGCCUAUGCCUGAUCUAGAUGUUCCAGUUGAACUGUAUUCUUUUCCAUUCAAAAAAACCUUCACAAAAGUAUAUGGGAGAAAUAACUCCACCAUGAAUUGAUGACAACAUUUCUCACUAAAGCAUGAAGCUGUCACAGGGAACUGUGCCUUCUCUGAAGGAUAGUGGUGGCUGUUGAGUGUUUUGUUUCUUUCACUCGGGAGUACAAAUCUAGGAAGCUGUGAUUUCUGAAAAUCUAAUAAUGAGUUGUGUUUCUCUUUAGGUUUUAAAAGACUUGACGGCACUGUUGAAUGUUGUAGCAACAACAGCCUCACAGACGUCUGCUUUUCAUACAGUAAUAACUUAAACGGUCAGUCGGUAAGUUAGCUGUGCAAACUGUCAGAUCCAAACACCAAUAUAAAUAGUUGACAGGCACCACAAGGUUUGUUUUGAAACGUUGGAGUUGGGCUCUUAAACUGAACUUGGCAUAUUAAUCCAGUUGUAAACAUAUUAUCCUCAUAACACAAUCUGUGUACUUGAGAAACAGAAAUAAGGAAGUUGAGCAGUCAUACGUCUUCUGUUUACAUAACCAUUUGAAUCCUUUCCUACAUGCAAGCAAAUUGCAGUGACCUCCUGACACACGUUUAAGGCCUGAGCUAAGAUAGCUAAACUGGCAGCCAUUUAACUAAAUUUAAGGCUGGGUACUGGUUUUGAGGGGACACGGGUGGCACUGUGGUCUAAACCACAGAGCCUAGGGCUUGCCGAUCAGAAGGUCAGCGGUUCAAAUCCCUGCGACAGGGUGAGCUCCCGUUGCUCGGUCCCUGCUCCUGCCCACCUAGCAGUUCAAAAGCACGUCAAAGUGUAAGUAGAUAAAUAGGUAUCUGGUGGAAAGGUAAACGGCGUUUCCGUGUGCUGCUCUGGUUCGCCAGAAGCGGCUUAGUCACGUUGGCCACAUGACCCGGAAUCUGUACGCCGGCUCCCUCGGCCAAUAAAGCGAGAUGAGCGCUGCAACCCCAGAGUCGUCCGCGACUGGAGCUAACGGUCAGGGGUCCCUUUACCUUUACCUUACUGGUUUUGAAGGUCCUAAGCAGCUUGUGGCCAGGUUUCUAGAGGGAAAGCCUUCUUCCAUAUUGUCCAGUGCAGCAGCUGUAGCCUGCAAAAGAAGUCCUAUUAACCACCUCACAGCCUGCCAUGCCCAUACUUAGUGUUGUAGGGUGAUUACUUUCUCCACGGUGAUAAUUACUUUCCAGAACAAUUUAUUGUGGAGAUCUGGCAGGCUCUAACUGUUGUAUGUUUCUGCCAACAGUGGAAAAUACCUGUUUUACCUGGUUUUACUUGGCCUAGUUACUCUGAUCAAUAUUUUUAACUUUGUUUCAUUGCAAUAUUUUGUUGCUAGGAGGUGUGUGUGUGUGUGUGUGUGUGUGUGUUUCUAAAUGCCUCAGCAUUUCUUUUUAAAAUGAAAGAUAGUUCAUAACUUAUUUUAAUAAGCAGUGUCAAGAAGAUCAUGUAUGCCCAUGGGGCUGUAGCUUGGAGCAAGGGGUGAUAAAAGGGAUAUGCAUGUCAAAACUAGAAUAACUGGAUCACAGCCAUUCCCCGAAGUCCAGCUUUGUGUUUGAAGAAGACACAUGCAGUGAAAAGUGCUUGUGAAUGUGCACAUGAAGUGACUCCCUUAUGGGGAAAAGUUGCAACAUUUGGGACUUUUCACGUUAGAGAAAAGGAAAGAGGCGACAUGAUAGAAGUUUAUAAAAUUACACAUGGCAGGGAGAAAGUGGAUAGAAAAAAAAAAGCUUUUCUCUCUCUCAUAACGUUAGAACUGAUGGCCAUCCAAUUAAGCUGAAUGUUGGAACAUAUAAAAGCAAUUCUUCACACAGCACAUAGUUAAAACUAUGGAACUUACUCCCACAGAAUGUAGUGAUUGCCACAAACUUGGGUGGGUUUGGAAAAGGAUUGUACAGAUUCAUGCAGGAAAAGGCUAUCAAUUGCUACUAACUAGUUAUGAUGGCUAUUCUCUGCCUCCAUGGUCACAGGCAGCAAUGCUUCUGGGCAGCAGUUGCUGGGAGUCACAGGAGAGGGGAGAGGGCUCUUGCACUCAAAUCCCGCUUGCUGGUUUUCCACAGGCAUCUGGUCGGCCACUGUGAGAACAGGAUGCUGGACUAGAUGGGCCAUUGGCCUGAUCCAGCAAGCUCUUCUUCCACUGUUAUAGUCUCUACCUGAAUGUUUAUUUAACACCCCAGGUCCAGUAUGCCUGUCUGCCAGCACGGAAAGCUAUUGAGGCCAGCCAACUUUGCCGAACCAAUACGGAUUGCCGGAGGGAGUUUGUUCCAAGUUUGUGUGUGACGCCUUCUCUGGAAAACCAAACUAGGCUGAUCCGAGUGAAACAUCCACCUCAGAUGGAUAUGCUGUUUGUUGGGCACCCGCUGCAUCUCCAGUAUACAGGUUGGUAUGAUUUUGCAGGGAGAUUAUAAACAAAGCUGAGCAUGUGAGUAACUAAACCUCAUAGGAAAUUUGUCGGCAAGUUGCUGGUGUAGCUUCCGUUGAAUCCAGCCACCCCUCACCUUUAGCAGUACUUUAUCUGUGUGAUGAGCCUGUUUUCUGAGUCAGACUCAAAACUGCACUCCACUCUUCCUUCCUUCCCUUGAGCAGUUGCAGUAAAUGAAGUUAUUGGAAGGACCUCAAGGGUCAUCUAGUCCAAGCCCCUGCUUCAUGUGUUUAAAAAAACUUAGAUGCAGCAACAUGGAAAGGAUUUAAAGUUCUCUAAACUUUAAAGAAAUUGGGCUUUAUUUUGUAAGUGUGCCUUUCAUACCUGUUCAUAUCUAUUUUAUACUUGGGGAUGCAUAAGCAGAUAAUUGGGCCUAGGUAGGUGGUAUAGUUCAGGUAUCUGAAAAUAUUGCUGCCAGACCUUUAGAUAUGCCCAUAUCACACUUCCAUUUGAUUUCCACAGGCUGUCUAAGUUUAACAGGCUGUCAUUUAUUUAAACUAAUAUCUUUACCCGUGACAGGGCCUUCUUGGUGGUGGUUCUUUACUUCUGGAAUGCCCUCCCUGGUGAGGGGCAUCUGUCUCCCUCGUUAUUGAUUUCAGGGGGAAUUUUUCACCCAGGGGGAACAAUUCACCCAGGCUGAAAGAUACUAUUCCUGGCAAAGCUGAAAUCAUUAGCUGUGAAAAUACAUUAUUGUUUUUAGUUGUUCUUAAUGCUCUUAAAAAUGUUUUUUAUAUAUUUUGUAUUUAAUUGUGUUGCUUUGCUGCCUUGUUGUUUGCCACCUUGGGCUUCCUUGGGAGGAAGCAGGGAUCUAGAAGAAGAAGAAGAAGGAGAAGAAGAAGAAGAGAGCCCUGAUUCUGGCAGCAAAUUGUGUUUUUAAUCAGACUUCUCUGAAUGCUUAAAGUUUGUACCUUUGGUCUUAAAAACAAAUCUCAAAGAGCAGGGAUAAUCCUCUCAACAAUGUAGAUUAUUCCUCUUCCUACUUUUACCUUCCUUACCAUUUCUUCCUAGCUUGAAGUUAAGCCCUGACACCAAACAAUUGAGGAGUUGGAAUGGAAUCCAUUUCCUGUUUGUUGCUGCCUUUUCUGCUGUCAUAAUUGUGUCUGUGGUACUUCAAAUAAGAAUAUUUGCUUUAUAGACUUUGAUAAUAAGAAGUACAAGUGCUCAAUUGUAAAGUAGCCACAAGCACAUCAUAUGCUUAGGCCUAACGUUCUCAUAAAAUAGAGCUCAUUAAUGUAUGACUACAUUGGCAAUAGUAUAGGAGAACAAAAGCUAUAUUUGUCAUGAAUGAGAAAUGUUUGCAUUCUGCCAAAAUGUUCUUCACUUUCGUAGGCUUGUAAAACUUUCUUUUUUGUUAUUCUUUAAAGUGAGUCUCAGCAGUUUUGUACCUCGACACAGCUUCCUCAGUAUCGAUCUGCCUGUGGUAAUGGAAACAUUUUGCAAGUAUCCUUUGUUAUUUGUGUCAGCUUUUCUAGAGAAGACACUGCAAGUAUCUCUUAUAAAUAAAAGCACUUUUGAGGACCAAAACAAUUUGAUUUUUCAAAAAAGAGAUUGCUCUUAUCUAGGUUGUGUAGAUUUAGUUUAGAAUUAAAGCUUAUUACAUUUAUACAUUGCUUCCCACGAAGGGUUUCCACUACGGUAUGUGAAAUAUAGUGUUAGAUUUUCAGAUUCUAAUCCUAGCACUUCUGUCCUGUUUUCUAAUGUUCCUUUCACACUGCAGUACCUGUUACAUUAUUGAACUAAGGAUUUGUUACCAGUGUUGUGCUAUAUUCUGUUUAUACCGGUGGUUGUGGUGAGGCACAACAACAAACCUCAAUGGAGAACAUCACGACUCUCCAACCCUAUCCUCACAUGCAUUCCUCUGGUCCCCACGAUACCCCCAUACAAAGAGCAAGAAAGAAUUGUUUGCCAGUAUACUACCUAAAUUUUUGUCCCCUUCUAUGAUUUUCUGUGUUAAUGGGGCUGCAAAUGGAUUAUUUCGGGAACCAAUUAAUGCAGAAAUGAGUGCUGAACUUCUGCUAGUUCCCACUAGAUUUCCAGAAUUGGCUUUUAUGUUGUGUGAAAGCUCAAAUAUAACAUGGAAAUUAGAAGUUAGGGGAACAUCAGGGCAAUGGAAUAAACUGCUGUGGGAAUGCAAUGUAAGAAAAUCCUGAGGCGAUGUAUUCAACGGUUUAAGGGCUGAGAGCCAUUGGCAAGUUAAAGAUGCUUUAGCUCGACCAUUGGUACAGCCUUAUUGAGGAGUAAGGAGCGUCCUGCAACUCUAUGGACUGCCUUGUCUUUUUAUCAUGCUGUAGCAAUGCUCAGUCAAGUAGGGGAACCUAAGGCCCUCCAGAUGUUGUUGGACUCCAACUCCCAUCAUUCCUGACCGUUGUCCAUGCUGGAGCUCAUGGGAAGUGGAGUCUGAUAGCACCUGCAGGGCUACAGCUCCCCAUCACUGCUCUAGCUGCUUUAACUGUGUUGAAGCUGAAGGCUUUCUAAGAUUUGACUAAAUAAGUUGUAUAUUCAUAACUCCCUUAGAAAGGCUGUAUCUGUGAUGGAUAGGCCUGUAGGAUGCAAGGCCCUGCCAAGUCCAGCAGUCUUUCAUUCCUAUGCUAAAUAAUGCUUGUGGCUGACAGGUGUAACAAAUUAUACCCAUUAAAGUGUUUCACGGCACUUUGCAAAUGAGUACCAUACUGUGAGCAAUAUAUAAAUUUCUCUACAUGAAUAGGAAUGGUAUAUAGGUUUGGCUGUAAAUUAAGUGAUGGCCACUUAUUCUUUUGAUGAUCAUAACUGUGGCAUGGAAUAGAAAUGGUAUGGCCAAACCUCAGCUUUUGGUUUAUUUGGAUCGGUCUCCCAAGUUAGAAGCACACCUUCAUCUAUCCUCUAGAACAGGGUUUCCCAAACUUGGGUCUCCAGUGGAUUACAGUGCACAUUGUCCCUGCCCACUGGCCCUGCUAGCUAGGGAUAAUGGGAGCUGUAGUCCAAAAACAGCUGGAGACCCAAGUUUGGGGAACCCUGUUCUAGGAUGUAUGAAAUGUGGAAUUAGAAAUAUGUACACAGAAGUGAGAGUAGAAAUGUUGAUGUGAUAAUAGAGCACGUGUGUGCAUAAAGCAAGGAUAAAGGUAAAGGUAAAGGGACCCCUGACCGUUAGGUCCAGUCGUGGCCGACUCGGGGGUUGUGGCGCUCAUCUCAUUUUAUUGGCCAAGGGAGCCGGCGUACAGCUUCCGGGUCAUGUGGCCAGUAUGACUAAGCUGCUUCUGGCAAACCAGAGCAGCACACGGAAAUGCCAUUUACCUUCCCGCCGGAGCGGUACCUAUUUAUCUACUUGUACUUUGAUGUGCUAGGUUGGCAGGAGCUGGGACAGAGCAACGGGAGCUCACCCCGUCGCGGGGAUUCGAACCGCCAACCUUCUGAUCGGCAAGUCCUAGGCUCUGUGGUUUAACCCACAGCGCCACCCGUGUCCCAUAAAGCAAGGAUGGGCAUGGCUAUUCUUUUCAUGAAGCGGCAUACGUAGAGGAUGGCAGUGAAACCACCUCAUUCCUGUAGCCAAAUCUUUUAACUUGCAGUGUUUUCUUGCUGCAAUGAGUUUGCGUUUUCCGCUGAGCUCCAAUACAGUAAGUAAGCUGGUCUGGGGGGCGGGGAAUCAAAUCUUUUAAAAUGGAAUGCAGCAAUAUGAGGGCAGGUUUUCUUCCUCUCUGCCUUGUGCAGCAGAGCAAAGAAUACAGCACUCCCAGUUUACAUGUAAACGGUACAGAUACAUAUAAAUGGCACAGAUACAUGACUCCAUUGCUUCUUCCUGCCACAGAUACUCUGUGGCCAUUGCAUAUGCUCCAUCCUCACUGAGCUGUUUUGGGUUUCCUUCUCACUUAAAUUUUUUUUCUAACAUCUGCAUUCCUUGAGAAACCCACCCCCCUCCAACCCUAUUAUAAUACCCUCUCAAUGGUACAGGGUGCCAUUUGGGUUACCUAAGGAUUGGCACUUGGGAAAUGCAGUUGAUAUUAUAUACCAGGUGUGGGGAACCUUUGAUCCUCCACUUACUGCUGAACUACAGUUCCCAUCAUUCCUGGCCAUUGGCCUCGCUUGCAAGUUGCAAUUCAGCAACAUCUAGAGGGCCAAAGUUUCCACAAAACUGGUAUAUAUAAUCGCUAAGCUUCUAACUUAAGAACAAGGGGAAUGAGGUAGGAGGGUGGGGAAGUUAGACUAUAGAGCAAGAGUUUUGAAGGUCAUUUGAAAAAAAGAAAACCAGUUCAUUGAUGCUAAGGUGGCAUGCUAUAUCAAAGAAAUAUUAAAAUACAAUGUUUGGUGGCACUUUCUGGGUUUUUAUGUGUUCCAUUACCAGUCUUUCUCAAAUGAGGACAAUAUAAUUCAUGUUAAAACAGUUGUGUGGUGAAAUACUGUGUUUCCAAGGUUUAGACUGUAUCUUACAUUUAAAAUAUAAAAAUGCAAUCUUGUUUAUUCCCCUUAACCAAUUUUAACCAGGUAUCUGAUUUCCCUCUCUGGAGCGCUGGCUGUAAUCAACGCAGUCCCUUGCUUUGCUUUGGAUGGCCAGUGGAUAUUAAACUCUUUCCUGGAAGCUACUCUUAGCACGCUGGUUGUUGAAAAACAAAACAGGGAGCUAAUUGGCUUUUUAAUUUUGCUCUCUGGCAGCACACUUUUAGCUGCCAAUGUGGCGUUAGGACUUUGGGUGGUGACAGCCCGAUAG
Molecule: messenger RNA, 20910 nt
Organism: Podarcis lilfordi (Lilford's wall lizard)
Lineage: Eukaryota; Metazoa; Chordata; Lepidosauria; Squamata; Lacertidae
Source: the annotation of a GenBank genome assembly